This is a messenger RNA of Paramecium sonneborni, 245 nucleotides long. Lineage: Eukaryota; Ciliophora; Oligohymenophorea; Peniculida; Parameciidae. The record is from the annotation of a GenBank genome assembly.
GUUUAAUCACAAGUUCUAGCUAUACAUGAUCCUGGACCAGCUGUCUCCAUCCAACAAGAAGCUUCACUUGUAGUUUUUGCUUCUUUACAUGCUGCUUAUGUAAAAUUAGUUGUAUAUAAUGUACAAUUAGCUUAUUUAUUAACACAACUAGUUCCAUUAGAGGUACAUGUGCUUAAAUGAUUUUAACAUUCAGUUGCUGUAGUCUUUGAAACUUAUGAACAUGUUCUUACUUCACAUGAACCUGU